Messenger RNA from Cladophialophora yegresii CBS 114405, 1566 nucleotides. RefSeq names its product peptidylprolyl isomerase. Bases 1 to 1566 code for a protein of 521 amino acids. Gene Ontology annotation, molecular function: macrolide binding; peptidyl-prolyl cis-trans isomerase activity. NCBI's taxonomy places the organism in Eukaryota, Fungi, Ascomycota, Eurotiomycetes, Chaetothyriales, Herpotrichiellaceae. The transcript is spliced from 3 exons. The record is from RefSeq and is a predicted model, not a curated record. Gene Ontology annotation, cellular component: chromatin; nucleolus.
AUGUCCGGUAUUCAGCCUGUGGCGGUCUACGCCAUGCGAGUCCCUCCAGGCGACAUCAUGGUCCCUGCCGUCCCCGAGUUUGCAGCUAUGUUCCGUGUGACGAUGGCUGCCAUCGAUCCAAGCGCAGAGCCAGAACUCGAAGAUCCAGACGACAAGCGUCCGCCGCGAGCGACCCUGAAGCUGGUCCGCGUUCCCGAUGAUAUGCUCGAUGAUGAUGAUGAGUCGGAUGACGAAGACUUUGACCUCGACGACGAUGAAGACGAUGACGACGAGGAUGAGGACGAAGAAGUCAACGGUGGUCCCAGCGAGAAGAAGUCCAAAACGAAAACUAUGGACGAGGACGCGGACAUGGAAGAUGAGGACGAGGAUGAGGAUGAAGACGACGAUGCGGAAGCCAUCGCACAGCUGGCCAAGAUCAUGAAGCUUGCUAAGGGCAAAGGGAAGGCCAAGGCUGUGGAUGGCGAGGAUGAUGCUGAUGACGAGGACGAUUCGGACGAUGAGUCCCUUGAAAUGGACGAGGUUGUCAUCUGCACCCUUGACCCAGAGAAGAACUUCCAGCAAACUCUCGAUUUCGUUGUUGGUGAAGGCGAAAAGGUCUUCUUCAAGGUCUCUGGUACGCACACUGUUCACCUCACUGGCAACUACGUGAUUCCUCAGGACGAUGGUUCCGCUUCCCUGUAUGAUGAAGAUGAUGAAGGAGAGGACUACGAUCUGUCACCUGAUGAGGAUGAGCUCGAUGCGCUUGAAGACGCCGACGAAGAGUCUGACGCUCUUGAUGACCUUGAUGACCCACGCAUCGCCGAAGUCGACUCAGAGGAAGAAGAAGCACUCAACGUCGUCAAGGGCACUGGUAAGGGCAAGAAUAAGCGUCCCGCCGUUGACGAAGACGAAGAUGAAGGCGACAACCUCGACGAUAUCAUGGCCAAGUCUCUCAAGAAAGAUGACAAGCUCGAACAGACCGCAGCUGCAACUACCAACGGCGAAGCAGCUAAGAAGCUCAGCAAAGCCGAGAAGAAGCGUCUGAAGAAGCUCAAAAAGAAUGACGGUGAAGCCGUUUCCGUCGAUGCCAAUACUUCCGAGGGGAAGAAGGAAGCUGCACAGACCAAUGGAGAUUCGGAGAAGAAAGUCCAGUUUGCAAAGAAUCUUGUGCAAGGCCCAACUCCGUCGGCUACCCCUGCAGCCAAGUCUGACAGCAAGCCUUCGGCGGGCAGCAAAGAGAAGUCUGCCUCGGUUGGGGUGAAGGACAUUCAAGGCGUCACCGUCGAUGACCGCAAGAUCGGGAAUGGUCCAGCCGCAAAGAAGGGCAGCCGCUUGGAGAUGCGCUACAUUGGCAAACUCGACAAUGGCUCUGUCUUCGAUAGCAAUAAGUCCGGCAAGCCUUUCAGCUUCAAACUUGGUGCUGGUGAGGUCAUCAAAGGAUGGGACAUCGGGCUCCAGGGCAUCCAGGUUGGUGGUGAGCGGAGGUUGAUCAUUCCGGCUCAUCUGGCGUAUGGCAACAAGGCUUUGCCUGGCAUCCCUAAGAACAGCAAAUUGACUUUCGACAUUAAGUGCCUGGCCGUGAAAUGA